AUGCUGGAAUUACAGUCUUUGAUACGCAAACGCUGCCGCCACCCGGGUCCCUCAGUCCUCUUCUGGGGGCGGGUCCACUGCUAGUUCCGCCCCCGCUCAGGUACCUAUACCUCUGGUAGGUGCCCGGGAGUCUCAGGGAUCUCGGCCCUGCGGUCAGGCGGGCCCCUGGUCCCUACAUGGUCCCUGGCUACCAGCAAUGAAGGGUGCCCAGGAGGACGUCCCUGGGUCCGAAGAGCCUGUGGACUCGGCCCGGAGCCCCGAGGUGGGGCCUCCUGAGGAGUCGGAGGACUGUGCUCGGUCCCCGGAGGCGGCCCCCAAGAAACUUUGUGGGUAUUUAAGUAAGUUUGGUGGUAAAGGGCCCAUCCGGGGCUGGAAAACUCGCUGGUUCUUUUACGACGAGAGGAAAUGCCACCUGUAUUAUUCGCGGACAGCGCAGGAUGCUAAUCCCCUGGACAGUAUCGACCUCUCCAGUGCGAUCUUUGACAGCAAGGCGGACGCUGAGGAGGGGACUUUCGAAAUCAAGACCCCCAGCCGGGUUAUCACCUUGAAGGCCACCACCAAGCAAGUGAUGCUGUACUGGCUGCAGCAGCUGCAGAUGAAACGCUGGGAGUUCCACAGUGGCCUGCCUGCACCUCCUGCUGCCCCUGAUGCUGGCCCAGCUGGGAAUGGGCCUGUCCUGCACCUCGAGCUAGAGCAAGAGGAGGCGGAGCUGAAGGAGUUCCUGUGCCCUGUGAAAACGCCCACUGGGCUUGUGGGUGCCACAGCUGCCUUCCAGCCAGUCCCUGCCAUGCCCCUGGGCCUUCAGAACAUCUCCAUCAAGCACUUGGGAACUGAAAUUCAAAACACUAUGCAUACCAUUCGUGGCAAUAAGCACACCCAAGGAACCAGCCUUGGGCUUCUCAUGGAAGAGUCUCCGCCAAGUGGGGAGCAGCCCUCAGCCCCUGACUCCAGCACCCCAGGGAAGGAAGCAGCAGAUUCUCCAAAGCCUGGACCCAAGUCCUCUCUGCCUGCCAGUCUCCCGCAGAAGAACAAGCGCCAGAGCAACACCUUCCCAUUCUUUUCCGAAGGGCUGGUGCGUAACCGGACAGCUCAAGAGAAGGUGGUGGCCUUGGAGCAGCAGGUGCUGGUGCUCACCAAAGAGUUAAAGUCUCAGAAGGAGCUGGUGCAGAUCCUGCACAAGGCGCUAGAGGCUGCGCAGCAGGAGAAGAGGGUAUCCAGUGCGUACCUGGCUGCAGCUGAGGAUAAGGACCGGCUAGAGCUGGUACGGCACCAGGUGCGGCAGAUCACAGAGCUGAGCCGGAGAGUGGAGACCCUGGAGAAGGAGCGAGAAAGUUUAACACAUUCAGUCAGCCUUCGAGAGCAAGAGGUGCAGGAGCUGCAGGAACACGUGCAGCUGCUCAUGGACAAGAACCAAGCCAAGCAGCAGGUCAUCUGCAAGCUCUCUGAGAAGGUCACCCAGGACUUCACGCAGCUCCCCAGUGAACCCCACAUGCCUCCCACCCCUGCUGACAGGGACCUCCUAAGCCAGCAGGAGAGGAUGGAGCACCUGAAGGAUGACAUGGAAGCAUACCGGACCCAGAACCGCUUCCUCAACUCUGAGAUCCACCAGGUCACUAAGAUCUGGAGGAAGGUGGCUGAGAAGGAGAAGGCCCUGCUGAUGAAGUGCGCCUACCUCCAAGCCAGGAACUGCCAGCUGGAAAGCAAGUACCUGGCCGGGCUUCGGAGGCUGCAGGAGGCCAAGGCCAGCGAGUGCUCUGAGCUGCUGCGGCAGUUCAUCCAGGAGGCGCUGCAGUGGGAAGCAGGCACGGCCUCAGGGGACAGCGUGGAGCUGAGCCCUGUCAGUGAGUAUGAUGAGUAUGGCUUCCUGACAGUACCUGACUACGAGAUGGAAGACCUGAGGCUGCUGGCCAAGAUCCAAGCGCUGGAGGUACGCUCCCACCACCUGCUGGAGCUCGAGGCUGUGGAGCGGCCGCUGCGGCAGCGCUGGGCUGCCCUGAGCGAACUGACACCGUCGGCCGAACUGAAGCAGCUGCUGCGGGCAGGAGUGCCCCAUGAACACCGGCCACGUGUCUGGAGGUGGCUGGUCCAUCGCCGCAUCCAGCACCUGCACACCCCGGGCUGCUACCAGGAGCUGCUGAACCAGGGUCGGGCCUGUGAGCAUCCUGCUGCCCGCCAGAUCGAGCUGGACCUGAACCGGACUUUCCCCAACAAUAAGCACUUCACUUGUCCCACCUCCAUCUUCCCUGACAAGCUGCACCGGGUGCUGCUGGCCUUCUCCUGGCAUAACCCCACCAUCGGCUACUGCCAGGGCCUGAACAGGCUGGCAGCCAUCGCCCUGCUCGUCCUGGAGGACGAGGAGAGUGCCUUCUGGUGCCUGGUGGCCAUCGUGGAGAGCAUCAUGCCAGCAGAGUAUUAUGGCAAGACCCUUAUGGCGUCCCAGGUGGACCAGAGGGUGCUCCAGGACCUCCUCUCGGAAAAGCUGCCACGGUUGAUGGCCCACCUGGGGCAGCACCAUGUGAACCUCUCCCUAAUCACCUUCAACUGGUUCCUCGUGGUCUUUGCAGACAGUCUCAUCAGUGACAUUCUCCUGCGGGUCUGGGAUGCAUUCCUGUAUGAGGGAACCAAGGUGGUGUUCCGCUAUGCUCUGGCCAUUUUCAAGUACAAUGAGGAACCAAUCCUGCAGCUGCAAGACAGCCUGGAGAUCUAUCAGUACCUGCGCUUCUUCACCAAGACCAUUUGUGACAGCCGGAAGCUGAUGAACAUCGCCUUCAACGAUAUGAACCCCUUUCCCAUGAAACAGCUGCGGCAGAUGCGGAUGGCCCACUGGGAGAGGUUGGAGGCUGAGCUUCGGGAACUGGAGCUGCUAAAGGCCAAGUACCUGGAGAAGCAGGCAUCCCGGGGUGACACAAGGCCUGAGGGUGGUGCCAGCGAGGAUGAAGGGGAAGGUGAUGUCUGACCUGGCCGGUCCCCUCCCCAAAGCCUUUCUCACCCCUGGGAGUUGUUCAGAGCCCAUUUCCAUGUGGCCCUGGAUAAGUCCCUUCUCUCCCCAGGCCUUGGUCUCCUGAGCAGGAUAUUAUGGUGAAGCCAUUGGUUGGGUUACCUCUCAAAGGGCACUGACUCGGAUGCCACCCUGCCUCCCCUCUCCACAGAGCACUGUAACAUUCUCUAAGUUACAUCUAUAUAAAGCAGUGUCAGUACUGGAAAUCA
This is a messenger RNA of Heterocephalus glaber (naked mole-rat), 3207 nucleotides long. It is a transcript of the gene Tbc1d2, whose product is annotated as TBC1 domain family member 2. Gene Ontology annotation, molecular function: GTPase activator activity; small GTPase binding. Gene Ontology annotation, biological process: regulation of GTPase activity. NCBI's taxonomy places the organism in Eukaryota, Metazoa, Chordata, Mammalia, Rodentia, Bathyergidae. The record is from RefSeq and is a predicted model, not a curated record.